AGACCAGCCCACUUCGACAUCAUUCCAUCAACAGUUUUCAAAGUUAUGUAUCGCCGUUCUCGUCUUCACUCUCCUUUACUUCAGAAGUUGUAUCGCACUUUGUCGUCGAAAUGGUGAAACAUAUGCCGUCUGUUUAUUAAGUGACCGUAUUGCUAUGUUAGAGCGAUUCGUUUUUUUUACUGGUCGAAUAUUCACUUCGUAAAAGCGGAGUUCAGAGAGGCUGAGCGAGAGAGAGGGGUUAGCAUUUUUUCGGGUUAGAUCAUGGCGGCGGCUGCGGUGGAGGUGAGUGUAAGCAGCGGCAGCAGUGACACAUCUAGCACCGGUGAGGAAGAGCGGAUUAAACGGUUGUUCCAGACUUGCGACGGCGACGGAGAUGGCUACAUUAGCAGGAACGAUCUUCUGAUGGUGUGCCGGCAGCUGAACAUGGAGGAUUCGGUGGCGGAGAUCAUGUGCCAGUUGGGUGGGGAUGAGCAGGGAAAGAUCUCAUUCGAGGACUUCACCCGCUGCCGCAUGCAACUGCUGAGCGAGAUCCGCAAGGAGGAGGGCCAACUCUCGAUCCACUCCGGAGACUCGGGCACCCGCAAGCUCGGCCACGAGCACAUCACCUCCUGGCCCACCAGCAGCGAGAACAGCUUAGGGGCUCUGUCAGGUGCCAGAGAAAGCUGGGAGUACGACUCGGGGGCCCGGGAUCUCCAAAGCCCGGACUUGCAGCAGCCGCAGCCGCAGUCCCAGCACUUGCAGCAGCAGGCGGCCGUCCUGCAGAAACUUCUGGAACAGCCAGGGAGUGUCCUGGACCAGCACCCGGCCCUGGAGAAGCUCUUGGCCCAGACGAACAGUGGCAGUCGCGUCGGGGGGAACUACCAGGAGCUGGCCAACACACUCCACCUGGCAGCGCUGGCGUCUCUGAAGGGGGACGUGCUGGAGCUGAACAAGCGGCUGCUGCAGAGCGAGCGCGAGCGAGACCAGCUGGAGAAACGGCUGGCCAAGGCCCAGUGUGAGCAGUCUCACCUGAUGCGUGAGCAUGAGGACAUGCAGGAGCGGACGACCCUACGUUACGAGGAGCGAAUCACAGAGCUGCACAGUAUCAUUGCCGAGCUCAAUAAGAAGAUAGACCUGCUCCAGGGCAGCACCAUACGGGAGGAGGAUGAGUAUUCGGAGUUGCGCUCGGAACUCAGCCACAGCCAGCAGGAAGCCAACGAGGACCCUGACCAGGAGCAGGCGUCCAUCUCACUGCCUGAGAACCAGUCCACGCUAGUCACCGCUGACAUGGACGCGUGCAGUGACCUGAACUCGGAGCUGCAGCGGGUGCUGCUGGGGCUGGAGAGCGUGGUGUGCGGCCGCAAGAAGAGCACCUGCAGCCUGUCCGUGGCCGAGGUGGACCGCCACAUCGAGCAGCUGACCACCGCCAGUGAGCACUGCGACCUGGCCAUCAAGACGGUGGAGGAGAUUGAGGGCGCGCUGGGCCGGGACUUCUACCCGAGCCUGUCGGAGGAGCGGGCGCGCUGGGAGAAGGAGCUGGCCGGCCUGCGGGAGGAGAACGAGAGCCUGACCACCAUGCUCUGCAGCAAGGAGGAGGAACUCAACCGCACCAAGGCCACCAUGAGCGCCAUCCGCGAGGAGCGCGACCGCCUGCGCCGACGGGUGCGUGAGCUGCAGACGCGACUCCAGAGUGCUCAGCCCAGCGGCCCCUCUAGCCCCGGACGCCUCACACCGGCCAACCGGCCCAUCAACCCCAGCACCGGAGAACUCAGCACCAGCAGCAGCAGCAACGACAUCCCCGUUGCCAAGGUGGCUGAGAGAGUGAAGCUGUCUAAAACGCGCUCCGAGUCCUCCUCCACCGAGAGACCCGUCCUGGGCUCGGAAAUCAGCAGCAUCGGGGUGUCCAGUAAUGUGGCGGAGCACCUGGCCCACUCUCUGCAGGACUGCUCCAACAUCCAGGAGAUCUUCCAGACGCUCUACUCCCACGGCUCAGCCAUCUCCGAGAACAAGAUCCGCGAGUUCGAGGUGGAGACCGAGAGGCUCAACAGCCGCAUCGAGCACCUGAAGUCCCAGAACGACCUGCUGACCAUCACGCUGGAGGAGUGCAAGAGCAACGCCGAGAGGAUGAGCAUGCUGGUGGGCAAAUACGAAUCCAACGCCACCGCACUCAGACUCGCCCUGCAGUACAGCCGCAUCGAGCACCUGAAGUCCCAGAACGACCUGCUGACCAUCACGCUGGAGGAGUGCAAGAGCAACGCCGAGAGGAUGAGCAUGCUGGUGGGCAAAUACGAAUCCAACGCCACCGCACUCAGACUCGCCCUGCAGUACAGUGAGCAGUGUAUAGAGGCCUAUGACCUGUUGUUGGCCCUGGCUGAGAGCGAACAGAGUCUAGUGCUGGGCCAGUUCAGAGCGGCCGGAGUCGGCACUGUGGGAGAGCAGACGGGCGAGGAGAGCGUGACUCAGGCGCUGAAGCGGGCGCACGACUGCCGUAAGGCGGCGGAGACGGGGGCCAAGGACCUGCUGGUGCGCCUGGACGGCAGCUGCGGAGCUUUCAGUGGCAGCGGCUGCAGCACACAGCCCUGGGAGAGCCUGUCGUCCAACAGCCACACCAGCACCACCAGCUCCACGGCGAGCAGCUGCGACACGGACUUCUCCAAGGAGGACGAGCAGCGCCUGAAGGACUACGUCCAGCAGCUGAAGAACGACCGGGCGGCCGUGCAGCUGACCAUGCUGGAGCUGGAGAGUGUGCACGUGGACCCGCUGAGCAGCGAGCUGAAGCCGCGCACAGACUCCCAGCGCCUCGACCUGGAGAACGCCGUGCUCAUGCAGGAGCUCAUGGCCAUGAAGGAGGAGAUGGCGGAGCUGAAGGCGCAGCUGUACCUGCUGGAGAAGGAGAAGAAGGCUCUGGAGCUGAAGCUGAGCACGCGGGAGGCGCAGGAGCAGGCCUACCUGGUGCACAUCGAGCACCUCAAGUCCGAGGUGGAGGAGCACCAGGAGCAGAGGAGGCGCUCGCUCGGAUCCACUGGGAGCAGCGCCGGCGGCAAGGACAAGGGCUCCAAGGACUGCGGGGAUUCACCAGCCAUCAGUCUGUCAGACCUUCGGACGCUGAGUGACAGCGACUUGGCCAUGGAACUGACCAACGCGCUGAGGAGAGAGAAGAAGCUGAAGGGGCGUGUGCAGGAGCUGGUGGCCGCGCUUGAGCGACUGACCAAGAGCAGCGAGGUGCGACACCAGCAGUCGGCCGAGUUCGUCAACGACCUCAAGCGGGCAAACAGUAAUCUGGUGGCGGCGUAUGAGAAGGCCAAGAAGAAGCACCAGAACAAGCUGAAGAAGCUGGAGUCUCAGAUGAUGGCCAUGGUGGAGCGCCAUGAGACGCAGGUGCGCAUGCUCAAGCAGCGAAUCGCCCUGCUGGAGGAGGAGACGUCCCGCCCACACACCAACGAAACCUCCCUCUGAGCGCCCAAAACCGCUGGCCCUCCAAACCUGUCAAACAGGAGCAGCCAAUCGGAGAUGGAGAUCCCCACACAAACACACACACAGUCUCCCCUCUGCCCAAAGACAGCUUGCAGUCCUUUGAGGGGCACAUACCUGACCAUGUGACUGUCCGCACUGUACACUCAUUGGCUGCAGGGAGAGCCAGGACUUCCUGGUUGGUAGAUGUCGAGUGACAGCUGUCAGUCAACUCUCGCCAGACUGUUUCUUCCUUCCUCCUCCUCCACCAGACAUGGUGAUAGCUUUUUAUCAUGCAUAUUUUUUUGGAGAGCACUAUGAAGACAUAAAAGCUGACUAUCCGUACUGGACUAAACUCAGUAUUCAAAGCUUAUGUUUAUCUUUAAUAUGAUACUCCUUUCCUCUUUUUCUAAACUUCAGUAUUUCACUGCAGAUCCUCUACGGUGCAUUUUUUGUACGUUUUUGGGCUCUUCUGAUUGGUUUUCAAGCAUUUACCUGAAAUGUGUGUGCGUGUGUAUGCGUCAGUGUGCGAGCGUGCGUGCCCAACUCUUUCUUCAGACACAAGUCUACGCCAUUCUUUUUCAGGACAAAAAAAGAAAACGGCCAACCACGCUCAGUGACCAGCUCAGCCUCACACUAGCAGUACCUCACCUGAGAGAAAUAGUUUUGCUUACACACUGUUUGUAUCUACCAGUGAGUUUCUUCCAUACAAACCAAGGCCUUUUCUGCCCUGAAGCAACCAGUCAGAGGUGGUUUGCUAGAGCUACACAAGACAAAACAGUAGGGAGUCUACAAUCAACUCAUUUAGUCAGUUGCAGAUAUAUUUGGGUCCUAUUGAAGUUUGAAUGGAUUGCAAUAAUUCAAACAUCCAGUAUUAUCAAUCUUUUUUUUAUAAAGAAAUUUCCUUUAACAUUUUCAGCAGUAGCUACAGUAUUAUAUGUUGACUUGACCUUGUCAGGGAGAACACUGACUGUAAUUUUCUUAAAUAUUCAGUUACCUUAAAGGGAGACAAGCACACCACUUGCACACAUACAGUACACUGAAACUGCUUCAAAUGCAAAAACAGUAGGCUUGGAAGAGUUUAGCUCAUGAAUGUUGGAUUGAGAAUGUAGCCUAUUUCGUGAAAGCACAGCAAUACACCCAAACCAGUGAUGCAAUAGCAGAGGAUAUUCAGUCAAAGAAUAUCUCUCUUUCUUAUCUCAGAAUUCACACAAGCCAGCUUUACUAAAAUUACAGUCCAGUUUAGAGUUAGAAGACCUGUUUCUUUUUUGUACAUGCUCCUUGUUUAGGAAGCUGAAAUGUUAAACAACUAAACAAGCAAUAUUGUUUAGCCCAAAUGUUCUUUCUGUAACUGCACUCUGAGCCGAACACGACAGAUAAAUGCAGAUUUAAAAAAAAAUGUAAAAAUUAAAUAAACACAAUUUGUUGAAAGAAAUGGACACCAUUGUUUCCAGGACACCUUAGUAGACGUGUCUAGCAGUCACUGAGUUUCUUUGGCAUAAGAAAUUAAGUUCAGCCAUACUGUACUGUAAAACUCUUUGAAGCGGUUUGUCCUUCUUUUUCAUUCAUUCAGUACUGGUCACCCCCUCUCCAGGCCAUACAUGUUCUUAGGUGACCAGAGCAGUUCUCUCACAUAGCCAGACCCCUGUCACCACAUUGCCUUAUUUCAACUUCUUUUCUUGUAAAUUCUUUCAACCAGACCUCGGCCUUUACCAGUGGCUGCUGUGCUUUCACAAAACCGACACGCUCCUGUUUUUUUUUUUACUCUCCUUUUACUCAAAGCAUUUACAGGCUUCCCUUAAGAUCUGGUAGUGUCCAGAUCCAGCUGUGUCAGUCAUCUCCAAACACAAAUGGGUGUUCUGAUGCUCUGCCAGUUAAUUUACUGUGUAGGUCAAGGAAACGACACAUCUGUCCUGUCCAGGACAGUCAUACUAGUUUAAGAGCAACAGGCAGAGAUCUUUAAGCUCUCCCAGAUAAUCUACUUCCCAGCUGUAAAAUGUUACGGACAGUUCGACCACUGGGGAUAAGUCUACACACUCAUCACAAAGCAACUUGUCUCAGCUGUGAAGACUUAUUGAGCAGUUCAUGUGUUAUAGAAAUGGAAUUCAUGUGGUUAAAAACUAAUGUCUGGCCUGUUACAGGAUUGUCAAAUGCACUUCUUUGCAUAAAAAGCAAAACUGCAGCAAGAAACUAACCUUUCCCCUUCUUAGCAAACAAGGACGGCUGAAAGUGAGUUCAGCUGUGGGAUGGGGAAUGAUCAUCUAAUUUUGCACAGAUCUGUUUUUUUUUUCUCUCAAAUCUUUGCAAUCAUCGUUUUAUUUUACUAUAGAAUGUAUUUGUUUAUAUAAUAAAUGAAUAAAAUCAAUUAAAAGGAACUGACUGACCAAA
Molecule: messenger RNA, 5817 nt
Organism: Alosa sapidissima (American shad)
Lineage: Eukaryota; Metazoa; Chordata; Actinopteri; Clupeiformes; Clupeidae
Gene: mcc
Product: MCC regulator of WNT signaling pathway
Exons: 20
Coding region: 262-3435 (1057 amino acids)
Molecular function (GO): calcium ion binding
Source: RefSeq, a predicted model, not a curated record